Molecule: messenger RNA, 2023 nt
Organism: Daphnia carinata
Lineage: Eukaryota; Metazoa; Arthropoda; Branchiopoda; Diplostraca; Daphniidae
Product: protein RFT1 homolog
Exons: 10
Coding region: 279-1916 (545 amino acids)
Biological process (GO): dolichol-linked oligosaccharide biosynthetic process; glycolipid translocation
Cellular component (GO): endoplasmic reticulum membrane
Source: RefSeq, a predicted model, not a curated record
GAUGUUUGCUUGUGUCUUAAACUAAUGUGUGGAACAUAGAAGUGGAAGCAAGAGAUAAAGAAACAUCUUAAGAUAAGGCUAUAGUAAAUGAUUACAUAAUUGGGUGAUAUUUCCAUAGCCAUACAAUUGUCUGGAUGCAAUCAGAUGCAUGUAUAGUCUCAGCAAACCCAGUCAAAACUUUAAUCUGCUAGUCAUUGUUUUUUGUUCACCUUACCUGGAGGGAUCACCAUUAGCAAUAUUUUUACCUCAUACUACAGUUAGCAUCAUAAACAUUAAACAUGGAUGGUGACAAGAUUCUGGAGGGAAGUAUUAAAGCUGCCUCAUAUAAUAUGAUUCUGCAGGUGGCCUUCCGAAUCAUCACUUUUAUUCUGAAUGGCCUAGUCCUUCAUAAUGUAGACAAAGAUGUACUUGGUAUUUUGAAUGUUCGCCUAAUGCUAUUAAUCAUGACCAUUCUUUUCAUCUCACGUGAGGCAUUCCGCAGAGGAUGUAUGAGCAAGACAAGAGAACACAACUGGCCUCAAGUGAUAAAUCUUUUGUGGCUAACGGUGCCAAGUGUAAUUAUUUGUUCAUUUUCAUUCUGUUACAUUUGGUUGCAUUGGCUAGAACUUCCAGCAGAAAAGUAUGUUGCAGAUUAUAAAUUUGCAGUCUACAUAUUUGGCAUAAGCUGUGUGAUAGAAUCAUUUGUAGAGCCUGUCUACCUUUUUUCCCAGGCAUUUCAGUAUGUUAGAUGGAGAAUCUUUGUCGAUUGUGUUAUGAUGCUUAUCAGAGUUGGCACACUAGUUGUGUCAGUGUUGUACUACCCAGCUUACACCAUCAAAGCAACGGCGUGUGGACAAGUGGCAGUUUCUACCGUCCUUGUAGUGCUAUAUUGGUUUUAUUUUUACCAACAGUUUCAAAGGAAGGCAAACCUUAUCAAAAAUAAGGAUUUACAUAAAGAUGACCCUUUAUUGGCACUACCAUUGAAUUCCGUGCUUGACUUUUUCCCUAAAAGAAUCCAAGGACAGACCUUCAUCGAAAGUGAUCUUGCAUUCCUUACAUGGGGAUUUUUCAAGCAAGGAAUCUUAAAACAAGUGUUAACGGAAGGGGAAAGAUAUGUUAUGACGGUGUUUGCAGUCUUGAGUUUUGCUGAGCAAGGUGUUUAUGACGUCGUUAACAAUCUAGGAUCCAUGGCUGCUCGAUUUAUUUUUCUUCCAAUUGAGGAGAGCAGCUAUUUUUACUUUGCACAAAUGCUAAAUAGACAGAUCCCAAUUGAACAACAGCCCCGUCAAGAAAUCGAACAAGUUGCUCGAGUUCUGUACAGACUUUUAAGGGCGCUUAGUCUUAUAGGCUCCAUUAUAGUUGUCUUUGGAUUCUCAUAUUCCCAUCUACUCCUUCGUCUUUAUGGAGGCAUCACUUUAACUGAUGGACCUGGCCCGUUGUUAAUGAAAACUCAUUGCCUUUCCGUUUGCCUCAUGGCCAUCAAUGGAGUAACCGAAGCAUAUGUAUUUGCUGCCAUGAGCUCCAAAGAGUUAGACAAGUAUAAUGGGCUGAUGGUUAUUCUCUCGUGCGUAUUCUUGUUUCUGUCAUGGUUGCUGAGCCGUGCUGUGGGAAGCGUUGGAUUCAUUCUGGCUAAUUGCGUCAAUAUGCUUUUAAGAAUCAUUCACAGCCUCUGGUUUAUUAGCGGGCAAUAUCAAAAUUUGGGAUUCAAGCCAUUGCGUGGCAUGAUACCUACUAUGCUUGAAACUUCAUCUUUAGUUUUCGCAUUCGCCAUAACGGCAACUUCGUCCUUGCUUGUAUACCCAGAAUCUGCCAUUUUUCAUGUUAUCAUCGGUGCAAUCUGUGGUCUUGCUGUGAUUGGUGCUGUACUGUACGAGGAACCCGAAUUGAUGCGCACAGUAGUGAUUGCCGUUAAAAAACGUCUUGGAAAGGUAGACUAAUGAAAACCUAAAAAUUUCAUUCGCCAUCAAACAGGAUGAAACGUUUAAACUGUGUAUUGAUAACAUAAUAAAAGAGCAACGUACUAAUAGAACAUUUAAUACUUAAA